AUGCCUGCCGAAACAUGUGUCGAUUGUCAGGACCAUGAGGCCAAUCUCACCAUCCGAGCUCGGCGCUUGUGUGCCGCCUGUUUCAGCCGUUACGUGAACUCCAAGAUCCUCAAGCGCAUGGAGUCCUAUGGGUUCAAACACCUUGCUGCAGAUCAGAAGCGCCGCCUCUUUCUUCCUAUCUCGGGCGGUGUCUCUUCCAUUGUUCUGCUACAAGUGCUCGAUGCUCAGCUUCAGAAGCAGAUUGGCAACCGCAACAGGACCGCCUACGAUCUCAUCAUCGCACGUGUGGUGCUCUCAGACGCAAGAGAUCUCGGGGCCAUUGAGAGUGAGUAUCAAGCACUAGCACAGAGGUUUCCUUUGCACACUUUCCUUCCACUUGUGCCUCUUCACGAUGUGCUUCGUAUGGACCAUAGGAUACAUCACGACCUCUCACACCUUGGCAUUGAAACUCCAGCUGCCGGAUCGGACGAAGAAAUCGUGGAACGGAUAAUAUCAUGCGCUACUUCUGUGACAACAAGAGCAGAGUUGCAGUCUAUCCUCCUUCAGCGGCUACUCGUAUCGUUGGCAAAACACCAAAAUUGCGAAGGCGUGCUCUGGGGUCAUUCAGACAGCCGCUUGGCCGCUCUUGCACUCGCGGACGUCGCAAAGGGAAGAGGUGGGUCGGUCUCUUCGUUGAUCACUGAUGGUCCGUCCCUACACGGCAUCAAGUUCAACUAUCCCAACCGUGACCUUUUCAAGGUCGAGCUCCACUCUUAUGUGCAAGUAUUAGCCGACCCGCUAGCAUUUGAAAGAGAAGACGAUGCUGUCGGACAGGCGACAUCAGGCAUAAGAAACGUUUCCAUCGACAAUCUCCUCAGCAAUUACAUAAUGUUGCAAGGGGAGAAGUACCCGAGCAUCAUGGCAAAUGUGGUACGAACCGCAAGUAAACUUCAGGUCGGCAGCACGGAAAAUGGUGUGAGGGCGUGUUCGUUCUGUGUGGCGCCUAUGACUGGGACUUCCGACAAUUCAGGCGAGGAUCAAAAUCUGUGUUAUGGGUGUGAACGGAUGAGACAAGAUCUCAAAAUGUGGAACACGCGCUAG
Messenger RNA from Cladophialophora yegresii CBS 114405, 1080 nucleotides. RefSeq lists its product as uncharacterized. Gene Ontology annotation, cellular component: cytosol. The coding region runs from base 1 to 1080 and encodes 359 amino acids. The transcript has a single exon. The record is from RefSeq and is a predicted model, not a curated record. Gene Ontology annotation, molecular function: tRNA binding; sulfurtransferase activity. Gene Ontology annotation, biological process: tRNA wobble position uridine thiolation. NCBI's taxonomy places the organism in Eukaryota, Fungi, Ascomycota, Eurotiomycetes, Chaetothyriales, Herpotrichiellaceae.